GCCACAAUGAUUCUAAGGGUCCUUGCUCUGCUGUUGGCAGUGUCUUUUGCCUCGGCUGCCAUUAAUACUCGGAACUUAUGGCAGUUCCGCAACAUAAUCAAAUGCGUCAUUCCAUCCAGUGAUCCUUACUUUGACUACAACGACUAUGGAUGUUACUGUGGAAUAGGAGGCAGCGGGACUCCUGUGGAUGCACUUGACCGAUGCUGCCAAACCCAUGACAAAUGCUACUCAGACUCAAAAGGACACUGUAAUGGCAUUCUUGACAGCCCCUACAUUGAGCUCUAUGCAUACACUUGUUCUGGAACAAGUGUCACUUGCUCAUCUAGUAACAACGCCUGUGAAAAGUUUAUCUGUGAUUGCGACAGAAAUGCUGCCAUUUGCUUCUCUAGAGCUGGAUAUAAUUCAGCCUACAAAAACCUGGACAAGAAGAAAUUCUGCUAAUGCCACAGCCAUGGCUAUGCUGACUUUAUUCAUACACAGGACAUGGAAGGGGCGUAGGCUUGCAUAGUUUUAUGAACUAUAAUAAACUCUCCUAAAGCU
Xenopus tropicalis (tropical clawed frog) is the source of this 540-nucleotide messenger RNA. RefSeq names its product phospholipase A2 group IB (gene pla2g1b). Gene Ontology annotation, cellular component: extracellular region. Bases 7 to 441 code for a protein of 144 amino acids. Gene Ontology annotation, molecular function: signaling receptor binding; calcium ion binding; A2-type glycerophospholipase activity. The record is from RefSeq and is marked provisional. Gene Ontology annotation, biological process: lipid metabolic process; lipid catabolic process; arachidonate secretion. The transcript has 4 exons. NCBI's taxonomy places the organism in Eukaryota, Metazoa, Chordata, Amphibia, Anura, Pipidae.